This is a messenger RNA of Bombus huntii, 1813 nucleotides long. Its product is annotated as AMMECR1-like protein. The transcript is spliced from 4 exons. The coding region runs from base 166 to 861 and encodes 231 amino acids. The record is from RefSeq and is a predicted model, not a curated record. Lineage: Eukaryota; Metazoa; Arthropoda; Insecta; Hymenoptera; Apidae.
AUAGCGGGCAAUGAAACAGCUGUUUUUUUGCGUGAUGAGACAUCUAGCGGAACGCGUGCAAUAUAAUCUCAUAUGCAAUAGCAACAGCAACAGCAACGAAUGAAUAAGAUGCAUGAUACGGAACCGAUCGCAUCUAUCGUACUUAGAAGAGUUAACUAAGAAACCAUGGCAGCUGGUUGUUGUGGAACGAAAAAGCAAAAGUUGAAUGAUUCUACAAGUAUACCACGUAAUAAUACCGUAAGUUUACAAAAUGGUAUUCGUAUACGGAACUCUAUAAUAGUUCAGCCUGAGAUGGGCUUUUAUUGUUUCGAUGUCCUUUACUGCCAACUGCACCAACUUGACCCACCAAAACCACCCAACUUCAGUAACGAAGCUUUCCCUUUAUUUGUAACAUGGACCACGGGUAAAGAUAUGAGAUUAAGGGGUUGUAUUGGUACAUUCAAUGCAAUGCAAUUGCAUGCUGGAUUAAGGGAAUAUGCUACUACUAGUGCUUUCAAGGAUUCACGGUUUAAUCCUAUCACAUUAGAAGAACUUCCACGAUUACAUGUAAGUGUUUCUAUACUCCGACAUUUUGAAGAUGGAGCAGAUUAUCUAGACUGGAUAAUAGGAGUUCAUGGAAUUCGUAUAGAAUUCCAUAAUGAAAAAGGCAAUAAACGAACUGCUACAUAUUUGCCAGAUGUAGCAAUAGAGCAAGGAUGGAGCCAAAUUGAAACAAUAGACUCUUUGCUACAUAAAGGAGGCUAUAAAGGAUUAGUUACUCCUGAUAUUAGACGUAGUCUGAAAUUAACUCGAUACCAGAGUGAGAAAGUGACUGUGAGUUAUCAAGAUUAUUUGACACAUUGGCAAGGUCGAAGAUGCUAGCAACUGCCCUGGGGUUCUCUCAAAGGACCCCCCAUUUAUCAUAUAUCUGGCAACAUUUGUUAUCUAAAUACAGAUACAUUUAAUUGUUGUCUACAAUAUAUUAAUUAUCAAUGCAAUAAUAUAAUGGCCAGUCAACAAGCAUUCAUUAUAAUAGAAGUUAAUUAUUUUUCAUAUACACAAUUGUGUUCAAUAUCUAUUAAUUUUAUCGUCUUAUCCUUACAAAAUCAUCUUUCAUUUCUAUAUAUAUAUGUACAACUUUUUUAUUUAUCAUUAUAUCAUAAUCAUUAUCACAAAUGUCUUCCUGUAAAAGCUAUGGAAUACAUAAAUAUGGUACUAAAAGCAGUUCAACUUAAUCUUUUGAUAUUUCCAGUCUUGUGGUUUAAUUCAUAAGAAAAUGUUUGUUAACAAAGAUAAUAGAAUCCUGAGUAUGAUGGCCUUAUCCUUUCUAAAUCAUUAUUUACAAAAUACUAAAUGUAGUAAAAAUAAUAUUAAUGUUCAAGCUAAAUACAGUUGGAAAUCUUUUUCAAACUGUUCUAUAUUUAAUAUAAAUAUAUUUUCAUUUAGCUCAUAUAAAAUAUUGUUUAUUUCAUUUUUUUGUCCAUAAUAUCUCUCUUUUAUUGUGACAUUUCCUAAUUAAUAGUUGAAAAAUAAAUGUACUUAAUGUGUUUACUCUUGCCAUCAUACUAACAUCUGCAUUUCUGAUUGUAGUCCAAAAAAUUGUGAUAUUCAAACGAAAUUAAUAUAUUUCACUAUUAGUAAUAUAUUUGAGAAAGUAAACAUGGAUGUCUGGUAUGUAUAAUUGUAAGCAUUAAUAGCUUUUUUUAAACAUUAAAUAUUAAAUAUACUUUUUCUUAUAUAAAAAAUAAAGAAUUGUUAAAUAUAAUACUGAAAAAUUUUUGGAAUUAAUAUUUUAUAUUACUUUUUUGUAUAGAAAUAUAUAUAAUAUCGUGUA